Molecule: messenger RNA, 6876 nt
Organism: Schistocerca serialis cubense
Lineage: Eukaryota; Metazoa; Arthropoda; Insecta; Orthoptera; Acrididae
Product: superoxide dismutase [Cu-Zn]-like
Exons: 5
Coding region: 7-798 (263 amino acids)
Biological process (GO): removal of superoxide radicals
Molecular function (GO): superoxide dismutase activity; copper ion binding
Source: RefSeq, a predicted model, not a curated record
UUCAGGAUGAAGAGCCGGUGGCUCGGGCACUCUCAGUCCAGACUCAGAGCUGCGACCGUCCACCUCGACAUCUACAGACUCGAGACCUCGCCGACCACCAUGGCAGCUUAUGGAUGCGCAAUGGGACUUCUGCUGCUUCUCGUUGCUUGUGGAGGCAACCCGCUGUACGACUACCAACCAUUCGUGGGAUACCAUUACCCUGAUCUGACGACGGGAGCGGCCGGAGGCGGCUACUACUACAACCCCCCGGUGGCGGCUCCAUCGGCCGUUGCCACCGGUUUCUUCCCACUGCACGCGCCCGCCUUCACGCUCACACAGGUUAGCAGGUCGGCCAUCUGCACGCUCGUCAACACGUCCAUGUCGGAAGUGUCGGGCGAGGUGCGGCUGUUCCAGGGCAGCCCGCACGAGCCGGUGGUGGUGUCUGGGGUGGUGAGCGGCCUGGAGCCGGGGCUGCACGGCUUCCACGUGCACCGAGAGGGCAAGCUGGGCAACGACUGCGCCGACGCCGGGCCGCACUUCAACCCCGACAACUCUACUCACGGCGGCCCUCACGAUGAGAAGCGUCACGCGGGAGACCUGGGCAACAUCGAGGCCGGCCCCACUGGCGUGGCGGACUUCGCGGUGCUCAGCGACCGGCUGUCGCUGGUGCCCGAGAGCAAGUACUACGCCGUGGGCCGCGCCGUCGUCGUCCACCAGAAGGAGGACGACCUGGGCAAGGGCGGCAACGACGAGUCGCUGCGCACGGGCAACGCGGGCGCGCGCCUCGCCUGCUGCGUCAUCCGGCCCCUGCACUUCUGAGGCGACCGGCCAGUCCCGCUGUACUCAGAAGGCACCGGACAACGAGGCCUAUGUGGAACAGGAACAUGUGGUCGCUGACGGCAGCUGUCGGAAACAGUAGGCCAGCGAAUUUGGCAACACUUGUGAACUCUCCCCAACAGAUGUGUUUACAUGACUCGAAGACAUGUGAUUAGAACUGUUGCAUGAUGUGGCUACGGACAUUAUAAAAAAAUCAAAAAUCUUCAAAUGUGUGUGAAAUCUUAUGCCACUUAACUGCUAAGGUCAUCAGUCCCGAAGCUUACACACUACUUAACCUAAAUUAGCCUAAGGACAAACACCCACACCCAUUCCCGAGUGAGGACUCGAACCUCCGCCGGGACCAGCCGCACAGUCCAUGACUGCAGCGCCUCAGACCGCUCGGCUAAUCCCGUGUGGCCAUUGCAAAAAGAUAAAAAAAACAUGGCUCCAAUUCUUACUGUACGUACUACUGGUCUAAACUAGAAAAAACGUGUCAGAAAACAAAAUAAAUGUUGGGAUAGGGGCCAUUCUGUCUUACAAUAGCAAUCUGUCCGUGGACACAACAGCAUCUGCUCAGUGUAAUCACCAUUACUUAUUAUCCUUCAGUCCUCCUCCUCUAAGAAUCACAAACUCUUGCAAAUACUACUGACAGCCCCUAGACUUGCUCAAAUGCAUGUGGCGGCAAACACUCCUAUCGAUGAGUGUGGAAUACACCAAUGUCUUUAAACACCCUCAUUGCCAAACAUCAAAGGGAUUAAGUUCAAGUGAAUGGGCAAGCUAUGUUACUGAACCUCGCUCAUUAAACCUAUGUACUGGGUACUUUUGUAGUUGUCUUUGCCGGCCGGAGUCGCCGAGCGGUUCUAGGCGCUACAGUCUGGAACCGUGCGACCGCUACGAUCGCAGGUUCGCAUCCUGCCUCGGGCAUGGAUGUGUGUGAUGUCCUUAGGUUAGUUAGGUUUAAGUAGUUCUAAGUUCUAGGGGACUGAUGACCUCAGGAGUUAAGUCCCAUAGUGUUCAGAGCCAUUUGAACCAUUUUUAGUUGCCUUUCAUCAAGGUUGCAUGUUUCCAAUAGAGCACACAGAUAUUGGUGAUCGUCACCUAUUAAUUUUUCUGGUGAAGUGUGUGGGCCUACGACUCUAUCGCUUACAAUUCCGCUCACACUUCUCCGUUUUCUUUGUCUUUUCCCACUCACGUGGAGUCGACGUUCUUGACAAGUGUUUUCCAUUCUCCUCGGUUCCAAACUUCCUUUCACUUUCCCUCAAGUCCUCGUGUACACGGUCCAUUUACCUUUUUCUUGCUUUUCCUCUUCAUCUGUCACGUCCCACUACUAUUUCUACCACUCUCCUGCCAAUACUGGUGUCGCUCCUACACAUGACGUGUUCAUAUCAUUGCCGUCUCGUCGUUUGAACUUUGUCUGAUAUCUUCGUCACUUAACAUUGCAUCUUAUUCUCUUGUUUCUGAUCUUAUCGGAUCUGAUGACGCAACAAUUUCUUCUUCACAUUCUCACUUCAGCCACACUCAUUGCCUUACAAAUGUUCCUUAGUUCGUGCACAUGUUCUCUGGUCCGUACAGCAUUCCAGAUUUCACUGCUGACUUGUACAUCAUUCCUUUAGUCUUCAGAUUUAUUCUUGUACCACACAGUACGCCUGACGGCCUUUACCACUUCAUCCAACGUAUUUCAUUCUAUGGGCUACUGCCAUACCAGAAUUGCCAUCACCAGACGUUGUUGAUCCUGAGUAGGUAAAGCUAUUGUCUCUCGUCAGGUAUUGUCUACCCACGCAUUGUUACUAAAGCGAAACCCAUGUUUGCUUCCGUGAUCACUCGAUGAUUUGCAUCUGUCGACACGUGGUUAUUGUCUAAGUUAUUAUCCCAAUCUGUGCGAAUAAUACCGCAUCAGUAAAUAAGCGUGCUGUGAACUUCUGAUCUUCAGCGCUCUGCCGUACCAUGAAACAUCGCGAACUAGACAUCAUAUUUUAAGAAGAAAAAUGCACGUAUGCAAGAUAUCAGCCCCACAGAUCGAUCCCGCGUGAAAAUUUGGACCAUAAAGCUUUUAGUGUGCACUUACGAACUUCUGAAAAUACAGUGUUCAAACUUUCGCGCAGACCAAUUGGAUGUCACUCGCUCCGUCCCACUGAUGUCCGGGUACGAAGUGCUGUACAGUGGAGUGGCAAUCAGAGCCCUCGUAUUCGUUGGGCGUUGAAGGUGAGGGAAGAGGAAUGGGGAGCUGGAUACAUCUGCCCAGCGUGUUUUGAAAUCUCGCUCGAGAAAAUAUGUUAUGCUACGCGAAAAAUAGUAAGUAAUGUACGUAAUAUGCCAACCUCACACACAUACAGGUUCAACAUUAUUUUAAUAACAAUUUCGUAUUGAUAUUCUGCAGCUAUAUACAAGACUAAAAACCAAAACGGAUAAAACUAACCAACUGAAGAAUUAUUACGAAAUGAUUAUCAAUUUACAAUUUAAUCAUGGAAGUCAUGCUGAAACACGUGAUCUUGCAAAUGUGCUUUAGUUUAACAGUCAGCUUUAUAACCCAAGGAAAAUAACGUACAAUAGCGCUGCACAACUUCUUAAUAACACAUUCAUUCGUUUCAUUCAUUUACACUGCAUUUGUAAAACACAAAAUGAAAAUAUUUAAAGCAAAGAGAUCUGUGGCACCAGCUACAUGUUACAAACCGCGCACUUCGACGCAGUGAACGCUCAAUGACACAUUGUUACCUAUGUCAAAACAGUAUUUUACAAACGUCUUUCUCAUUCCACUGUACAGUACUUCGCCCUCAGGCAAACCGGUGCGCGCACAUGAUUAAAAGCUGUGCUUUCGGGUCAUAACUGCGUAUUAUCGGAAUGAUGGCCCAGAUUUUCGCGCGGGAUCGAUUUCUGGGCCUGAUAUCGAGCAAUUGUGCUUCUUGCUCCUUAAAAUAUGAGUCACGUCGGAGCAUUUUACUUGUUACAACACCCUCUCACAGAUACGGAUAAAAUAACUGCUCUUGUGAAACUGAGCAUCGUGGUCUUCUCCACACAAAUGUUUCAGCAUCAUCUUCUACUUGGCGCAAAUAGUCGAUCUCUUAAACCCGCAGGGACACCAACUGCACAUUUGUUUUCGGAUAUAGGUUUUAUCUCCCAACGUGCAUUUCCUCUGGUGCUUAGGCAGAUAUCUGCUAUCUCGUUUCUGCAAUACGUAGAUAGUGUCAUCCCAAACGAAUACUGCUUAUUAAGUCUUUCUUGCAACGCCUAACGUCUACGGAAAGUGUUGGUUUGUUUCCCGUUACAAACAAAAUGAUUUUCUAAACGUAAUUUUACGUGUCCAUUCGGUAGCGCGGACCAAAAUCAGUCUAGUGAGAUAUUCGUUUCAUCGGUAUGUAUUAAUAGGGGCAGUAAAACACGAUGAAUAACCACUACUAGGCUGAUUUGGGACUGCUCUAUCGAAAAUUCCGCUUUAAAAUAAUUUUGUUUGUAACGGGAAACAAACAGACGCUUUCCGUCGACGCUCGGCGUCGCAAGAAAGACGUAAUAAGUAGUAUUUAUUUGGGCUGACACUAUGUACAUAUUUCAAAAACGAAAUUGCAAAUAACUGCAGAAACACUAGGGAAAAUGCACCUGACGUCUCUUAGGGGAAACACGCGGUAUAAGGCAGCGCUGAGAAUGUCGUAAAUAAUAUGUGCCUGUCGAUUAGCUAAAACAUGGAGAAAUACCACAUCUCCACCUUUCCACAUGGAAAAUCAGGGCUUCAAUUCAUUGUUUACAUUACACAGAAUCAAUCAUCGUGUUCUGACGACAGCACAGCCAUGUAUCGACGUGUACGGAAUAGCUAGUGAAGGAGACAGCUGUGUGUUUGUCAAUAGCAUCACAGCCAGAGGAUUAGGUACGGAUACAAACAUAACAAAUGAAAAAUAAACAAUGAACGAAAACAGGAAGACAGCUUACACUACUACUGGCCUUUCUCAAUGCAAGUAAAAUGGCCCAUUCAGCAACAAAUAUUAUUUUUCUAGUGUUUACAAUCCUAGCCCUUGUAAGAAUAAGGAACAUCUUCUUUUAACCGCACUGUAUAGCCAGCAUAAUGAGGUGUCAUUCCACUAUAACAAGUCUGCAAGUCGUCACUGGACAGCCUCACUUGAUAUCCACCGCCAGAUCGCUUUAAUCAUACACCAUGUUACCCCAAGAUCUACUGACUGCACUUGCUUAUAACAACACAUACCUUGGUCUCUCCCUGUCAGACCUGCUCAGGCACUCGCCAUUUCACUGUGUCGGAAGAGGAUCGCAUUUUUUGUGGCACCGCUCGCAUUUUUUGUGGCACCGCUCAGGAGAUACAGGGAGUCUGGUGAACUGCAGCAGUGAACAAAUCUGUUACGGCUACAAAGGCGCGCGACUCGAAGUGCUGUGGCAGCUGUCUUUGGAUAUCGUACGAAGAAAGCACUUCCAGCGAACGUACUGCAGUGGCAUCGCAUUUCAGCGACAUUGUGACGAAUCAUCUGUUUGUAAGCAAAGAAAUGCGUCAUACUGCUGCUGUUGUUUGUUCACUGAGAACGCUGGGCUUUGCACGACUGGAUUUGGACCACAUCGAGCGGAUAAUGUGCUUCACUGAACGAGAGGACGACGUCAUCGAAAGGAUUAUCAUCUUUGUUGCUACAUUUCAGGAUAAUUACUCAGGGCAGCCAUAUUCCACUUUUUACUGUAAGCAUAAAAGCCUAUGGUCUCACAUUAGAGCUCCUCAUGUAAACACAACAACUACUUGUUAUGACGUAUCUGUAUCAUGUAAUUCUAAUUUCUGUAAUAUCUUAGUAAAUAUUCGUAAAUACGACAAGUUGAAUUCAGCGACCUUAUGUUCCUGUUCCAAAUACGUCUGUCUUGGUUUUCCCCAACUUCUUUAUUUAUUUGAACGAAUAAUCUUGAGGCACCGUGUAUAUCAAGAGCACAAUAUGUAUCUUCACCAUUCACUCACUGUCUCCCCCUCCCUGGAUGCCCGGUAGCGUGUAUAUGACACGUUUUUUCUUGCUUCCCUUCUUCAAAAUUAUAAACUUUGGAGAUCUUUCAUCAGAGUUUCACCUGUGAAUAUAUCAGCUGACGCUCGUGUUCUCGUCUCCUACUGCUACGUCAUCAUGACAAUGGCCAGGUUUCUUCAUCGAUGUCAAUAGCUCACUGCCACCUUGGUCGCAUUUCAAAGUAUUUCAUUAAAGUUCUUGUACGUGAGCUGUAACAUUUUUCGAGAAACGACAAUACAAGAGCGUUUUGGUAUUGAUGAGACUCUGUACUGCGUAUGACUGAAUUACGUCUCUCUACCCUGCUCCAAAAUUCGAAGCUUUUGAGCCGUUUCGCCGUAUUUUCACCGCAGGAUAUGUCACCUUGUAUUCAUUGUAUUCAUGUUUCCAUCCUUAACAAUCGACCACUUUUCCUCCCGAUUAAUAUGCCAUGUUAAAGAAUUUUCCUGUAAUUACCAGGACUCCAUUUCUAUGUGAAACUGUGAAAUUUUCUGCCUUUACCGCCCUCCAGUGGAAGAAAGUCAUCUUAAGUCACAGAUGUUUCGUUUCUCACACGCUCAUUCGUAAUACUGUUUGCCACUUUCAACAUGCUUUGUUUGUGCAUUACGGCAACGUCUCAAACUUUACGUGUUCUCAGUUCUUUUAACAAUUCUACCAUAUUUCAUUUCACGACACCCUUCAGCGUAGGAUUUUUUUUAUGUCGUUGGAAUUUUUUAUGUCAGCCACUCUGAAUUGUGCAAGGAAAGCGAUGUGCUAGAGCCAUAGUAUUUUUAGUGUAUUCAGUAGAAUUCUUAUCUUGAUGAAAAGCCAUAACGGAACAUUUUUUCUUUUACUCAAUCGUCUUACAUCAGCUUCCGUUCCUAAAAAUAUAUUUUUUAGAUAAAAAGAUUCGAUUUUCACUGAAUGUAUGACAGCCACAGUAACACUGUAAUCUGAUAACAGUGUCACAAAUAUAUGCACCUGCAACUUGCACAAAAAACAAUCACAACAUGUACUGUUUACGCACCAUAUCGUCAUUGUAUUUAUAAGAUUCUGCAAACAGUAACUUCUAUACGUUUUGACUGUGUAUUUUUGUACAGUAAAUUAUGAAUGCAAAAUAAACUUAUUAUUG